Molecule: messenger RNA, 1566 nt
Organism: Coffea eugenioides
Lineage: Eukaryota; Viridiplantae; Streptophyta; Magnoliopsida; Gentianales; Rubiaceae
Product: cathepsin B-like protease 3
Exons: 12
Coding region: 213-1274 (353 amino acids)
Biological process (GO): regulation of catalytic activity
Cellular component (GO): lysosome
Molecular function (GO): cysteine-type endopeptidase activity
Source: RefSeq, a predicted model, not a curated record
ACCCAAUUUCUGCAAGAUAGAUUAAAAGGGGCCAAAGGGCCACUACUUUCUCCCAGUGCCUUGUCUCUCUUGCACUUCUCUACCACUUUCAUCGUCAACCCCUCAUUCCGACAAGGGAGAAUUAUCACCUUCUCCUAGUUGAACAAAUUAAACUUUGAACCAGAGUGUCAGCGGAUUCAAGUUUAGAAACAGCUUCAAGUAAGGAAACGGCCAUGGCUGGGAUUUACAUCACGGCCCUACUACUUUUUGGUGCUAUGCUAACUUUCCAGCUGGAGGUCCAUGCCGAAGCAUCAAAUUCUCAGCUUAAACAUGAUUCUAAGAUUCUGCAGGAUUCCAUUGUUGCGAGGAUUAAUAGUAAUUCCACAGCUGGAUGGACAGCUGAAAUGAGUCCUCGGUUUUCAGAUUACACUGUUGGCCAAUUUAAGCAUCUUCUUGGAGUCAAACCAACACCAAAGGGUGUUCUGGAGAGCACUCGGGUUGUAACUCAUCCUAGAGAUCUGAAGUUGCCCGACCAGUUUGAUGCACGAACAGCUUGGCCUCAAUGUGGCACUAUUGGGAGAAUUCUUGAUCAGGGACAUUGUGGUUCUUGUUGGGCAUUUGGUGCGGUUGAAUCACUCUCUGAUCGUUUCUGCAUACAGUUUGGCAUGAAUGUUUCACUUUCUGUUAACGAUGUCCUUGCGUGCUGUGGCUUCUCGUGUGGUGAUGGCUGUUAUGGUGGUAGUCCUUUUGCUGCUUGGGAAUACUUUACAUACUCUGGUGUUGUGACUGAAGAGUGUGACCCUUACUUUGAUAACACUGGAUGUUCUCACCCUGGUUGCGGUGAAUAUCCCACCCCAAAGUGCAUUAAGAAGUGUGUUAAAGAGAACUUGCUGUGGAGUAAGUCAAAGCAUUUUAGCAUCAAUGCCUACAGAAUAAGUUCUGAUCCACAGAGUAUCAUGGCAGAAGUAUAUAAAAAUGGACCAGUUGAGGUCUCAUUCAUUGUUCAUGAGGACUUUGCCCAUUAUCGUUCUGGUGUUUACAAACACACAAUAGGUGGUACAAUUGGUGGCCAUUCUGUAAAGCUGAUUGGAUGGGGUACCAGCGAUGACGGGGAGGAUUACUGGCUAAUUGCAAACGAGUGGAAUAGAAGCUGGGGCGAAGACGGAUACUUCAAGAUCAGACGGGGAACAAAUGAGUGCGGCAUUGAAGCAGAAGUGCUUGCAGGAACACCUUCAUCCAGGAAUCUGGUACCAGAAUACAGUGAUGCAGAUGUCUCCCUUGAUGCUUCUAUCUAACUGCUGCCUGCUUUACUUAAACAGGGCUAGACGCUUGGGCAAAACACGAGAGAAUAAAAACGUAAUUAUAGCAUGUAUUAUUGACUUCAGUUGUUUGCCUCCAUCCAUUUUAAUAUAAUUAAUAACCAUAGUAACUCAGUUGUACUAGAAUGCUACUGUAAUUGGUUCAAACUUUUCAAACUUUGUCUACAUAUCUUCAUCGUUUACUGCUGUAAUUUUGUCAUCCUCGUGUGCAUCUAUCUCAGAUUUCAAGUAUCAAAGUUCUCCUGUUUGAGCAUGAUCUUGCUUGUAA